Ascochyta rabiei is the source of this 2568-nucleotide messenger RNA. Its product is annotated as DNA replication initiation factor cdc45. Gene Ontology annotation, molecular function: single-stranded DNA binding; chromatin binding; DNA replication origin binding. The record is from RefSeq and is a predicted model, not a curated record. Gene Ontology annotation, biological process: double-strand break repair via break-induced replication; DNA replication initiation; mitotic DNA replication preinitiation complex assembly. The coding region runs from base 1 to 2568 and encodes 855 amino acids. NCBI's taxonomy places the organism in Eukaryota, Fungi, Ascomycota, Dothideomycetes, Pleosporales, Didymellaceae. The transcript has 2 exons. Gene Ontology annotation, cellular component: DNA replication preinitiation complex.
AUGUACCUCCCACGGAACCUCAUAGCGCACCUCUACCAGAACCUUAUAAAACGAACACACGCCGCCGCCCCGCCUGUCCUCCUCCUCGUUGCCCUCGAACCAGACGCGCUUUGUGCGUGUCGAAUCCUCACCGCGUUACUCAAGCGCGACUACAUACCACACAAGAUCCAACCCAUUGCUGGCUAUGGCGAUCUAUCACAUGCAGCAGACAACUUGGUGCGGCCCAUGCGGACAACAGAGGGUGGCAGUGGGGGCGUUGUUGUGUGUUUGGGUGUAGGAGGCAUGAUCGACAUGGAAGAGAUGCUGGGCAUGGAUGUUGAUGAGAACGGCCAGGGUGGUACCGGAGAUGUCGAGGUCUGGCUUCUCGAUGCGAGACGGCCGUGGAACCUGGCGAACGUGUUCGGCACCCCACUCGGCGAGGACUCGACCACAGGGGAGCUGUUACGGCGGCAACCUGGGGUGGAGAAGGGUAGGAUAAUGCAAUCGUACCAGGGUCCAAGAGGGGGGAUAAUUGUUUUCGACGAUGGCGACAUCGAGGAAGAGCUCCAGGCAGAAAGAGCAGCCUACUGCGGGCUCGAGGAGAUGCCUGAGGUUGGAGAAGACACAGGCUCAGAUGACGAAUCGGACGACCAUGACGAGGAUGCACCAUCUUCUGGUCAGCCAACAAAGAAGAGGAAGUCUUGGAGCGACAGAGAGGAUUCAGACGAAGAAAUGUCCGACGACGAGCGGCCACGGCAGAGGUUAAGAAGUAAUUCGGGGGGUUCAAUACCAUCAUCCCCAGAUCCAAGACCAGCGCGGCGAGGCCUGAUGAUCGAAAACCAGCUUGGUGGAUCGUCUGACUUUUCGCGAUCAGACUCACGUAGCCGCUCAGCAUCUCCGUCGAUAGUGGCGCCAAAAGCCCAGUCUGUCAAGAGCUUACGGAAACAGCUCAUGACAAUGCGAAACAAGUACACCGGCGUGCUCGACAAAUACUACCAACUCGGCGCCUCGUACGCUGAGCCCGUCUCCUCUCUCGUUUACGCUCUGGCAUCGGAACUCGGUCGCGAAGACAACGAUCUCCUCUGGAAUGCAAUAGUGGGUGUCAGCAGUUUGGAGCUGUACGGGAGAACAGGCAGCGGCGUUGGCCUAAACCCUCUCUCUGCAGCUGGUGGCUCCGCAGGAUGGAACGGCAACCGAGGAGAACAGAUCAGAUCAGUCUUCAGGGACGAAGUGCGCCGUCUCAACCCCGUCACAGAUCCUCAAGGUGUAGCUCGCGAUGCGAGCCUGGGCGACUCGAGUGGCGUUAUUCCCACAAGUGCACGCUCAGCAACAGACAAGUCAAUACGACUGUCACCUGAGCCUCGCUUCCUCCUCCUACGGCAUUGGUCUCUUUACGAAAGCAUGCAACACUCGCCCUACCUCUCGGCCAGACUUCACAUGUGGAGCGAGCAAGGGCAAAAGCGACUGAACAAGCUGCUGGCGAAGAUGGGCGUCUCUCUUUCCGAAUGCAAGCAGAAUUACACACACAUGGACAUGGAACUCAAGCGCGGGUUACGAGAACGACUACUGAAGUUCGCGCCGCAGUACGGCCUCGACGGCCUCGUUCCACCACCACCACGAAGCGGCGAUAUGAAGGAUGGCUGGGGCUUUGUACGCUGCUGGGGCUGGAAGGCCUGUCUCUCCGCCGUCGAUGCUUCCGUAAUCUUAGGCGCCAUUCUCGAGGUUGGGGACGCGAAGUCCCUCUCCCAAUCUUCCUUCGAACCCACCAAUUUUGUCGGCACAAACGACCACGGCGACACCACCGCAGCAGCCACACAAGAAGAACAAGAUGAGGCACAAGAACACAUUGCCUCCCGGUUCUGGACCGCCUACGACGCCCUCGGCCAAAUCGACAAGCUUGUCCAACACAUCUCCACAGCCCAGCAUCUCCAUCGCGCCAUCCUCCGUACAGGAACAGCACUUAUAGAAAAGAAGCAGAUCAGACACUUGCGAGCCUUCCGGAUGGCCGUUGUCAAAGAAGGACCGGACGUUCAACUCUUCACACAUCCCGGCGCACUCACCAAACUCGCACUAUGGAUAGCCGAAGCAAUCGUCGAGCUGAACGGCACGAAGGGCAAGAACCGCGGUUCGGAGCUGGUCAUGGCCGGUCUCGAUGACAGUCGAGGAUUGUACGUUGUCGUCGGUCUAGGCGGUGGCGGUGCGACCGAGUCCGCAAAGGAAAGACUGCAGAAACGAGAGAAGAAGGCGAAAGAGAAGGAGGAGAUGCAAAGAAGGAAGGAAGCCGAAGUAAAGAAGAAGAGAGAAGCCAAACGCCAGCGGCUCGAAGCCGCCGGCCUAGAUGAGGAUGAAGUCGAAGACGACACCGAGGAAGAGGACGACGACGAGUCAGAGGAAAGCGAGAGCGAAGACGAGGACGACCAGAAGUCUGGAUCAGGGCGCAACAGGUUCGGCAACGCCUUCCAAGAAGUCGUGCGCGAGACCGGUGCGAGAGUCAGGAUGGACAGCUUCGAAGCCUGCGUCAUCGAGAUCAGAAAAGAAGAUCUCAGCGGCUUCCUCGAGCGCUUAAGUAUGAAGGCUGUUGUUGGGUAG